CUCAAAAUGGCUGGAGAGAAACAGUUAUGAGGAUCGACGGUUUUGCCAGGUAUUUACGAAAAAUGAGCCUGUGUGUAGUUUGAAGGCGCCUCCUCCACAUAACUGGGGACCCAGGGGGAGAGUGGAGAGGGGGGGACAGGACCACAACCCGGGCACCACCCAGGAAGAGGAGGAGCGAGGGAGCAGCUGAGGAGGAAGGAUCAUCCAAUUGUUGGUAACCAGUGAGUCCAGCCCUUCAGAUGAAGAGCCUUCAGUUCCGGAGCAUUGCCCCUAAGGCCCCAGCUGUGGUGCCCUCCCCCUCCCCUGCGGUCCUGUCCUGCCAGCCUCCCUCUGCCCUCCCUGAGGCUACCACUGCCUCCAGUCCCAAGUCCAUCAUUGUGCCCACUCAAAACUAUGCACUGAUGCAAAUAGCAGGUCAGGAUGGCACUUUCUCUCUGGUGGCACUGCCCCCUUCUGUCUCCUCUCAAACACCACAGCAGCAACAGCAGCAAACCCAAUCAAUUCAAAAGAAUCUCAAGUUGCCCAUUCCCAGAUACCAGCCAGUGAGAAGCAAGGGGACCACAGAUAAGGUUAAAUCACCACCACUAGCUGCCAGGGUGCAAACAGCUUCCAAGGUUGCUGUGACAGUGCAGACCAAGUCAGUGGGGUGUGGAACAUCAACAGGGAUGAAGAAAAAACAGGAGUCCAAAAACACAAAGGAAAUCCUCGUGCCCAAAGAGGAGCCUUCAGAGCAGCUAAUUCUGAUUGACCCAGGCUCGUCUGACAUCUCUGUCACUGCUCUACUCCCAGACAAUGCUGUCCUGUACCCAGGUUCUCAGUUAGAGCGAGCAUCAGAUGGCUCGGAACGACCUGAUACAACUGGCCUUAUUCAAAACCUCCAGUACCCCCCUGCUGCUGUCAAAAGUUCCACAGGCAAAUCUCCGGAGGAGAGUAAGACUACAGUGAGGCUGUGCCAAUCUAAGCCUGCUGCAGCCCAGCCCCAGAGCAGUAUCACUGUCCUGUCCCCAGCCAUCUUCAGCAAAGCAGUCCAGAUUAUCCCAUCCCCACCUAAGGGUAAACUGCCCAUCAUGCCCUACUCUAAAAUGAAGAGCACCCUUAUUCCAGCUGCCAAACUCAAUUGCAAUUUGUCCCCUGAGAAGACCAGUUUCUCUGGCCAGGCAGGACUUGCCAGCCCCUUAGAUCCUACAUCCAACACCCUUGAGACAUCUGAAGCCUUGGGUCACAACCAGAUGCCAAACUCUACUCUACAGCCACAGGCCAAGACCACACUCAUGCCUGUUUUGGGAACCCUCCAGAAACCACCUGGCAAGAAGAGGGGGAGAAAGAGAAAGACAAUGGAAGACAUCUUGGCGUUUGAGGCCAGAAAGAAGAGGUCCUUGUCUUUCUUCCGUAGAAGGGUCCCAGAGAAACCGCCAGCAGUUGUUCCAGGCUCCAAGCAAAAAGAAGUUGAUAUUUCAAAGAAGUACCGCAGCAUUCGACCCAAGCCCAUGUUGGUUAUGGAGACAGUUCCUCAAUUGGUCAGUUUGCCUGCCAUUACCCCAGAUGGUCAAGAACAGGAGCUUGUACUUGGUCAUCAGCUCCCUACGAGUACCACAACCAAGGCCCUGGACUGUCCUCCCCAACCAGCCCCAUUAACCCUCCACCUGAGAGGUGCCUCCCAUCCAAGAGUGUUCAUAGGCAGCCGUCCACUGCACCGUUGCCCCACCUGCAGCCGCUGUUUCCAGUUCAAGCAUCAUCUCCAGAGCCAUAUGAACAGUCACACCAACAGUCGGCCCUACGUCUGCCCAGUCUGCCGCAAAGCAUACGCUCACUCCGGCAGCCUGAGCACCCACAUGAAGCUUCACCAUUCUGAGGUACGCCCACGUCGGUCUCUAGGCUGUGAGUUCUGCGAGAAGGCCUUUGGAUACGUGGGAGUUUACUUCAGUCAUCUGAGAGAGGUCCACAAAGUGGUGCUGACUGUGGAGCCGUCCAUUAGCCAUCAUGAGGAUGAUGUGUCUGUGGAAGGGGCUAACUCACCAGAGCCAUCAGAUGAGCAAGAUCGUGAAGACCCCGUGGAGCUGCAGAUUAAAUGUGGCCGCUGCCAGACCAUCACUCCCACCUUUGCUGACAUGAAGAUGCACCUGCUACAUGUGCAUGGGGAGGAAGUCCAGGUACGACCUCACGAUGGCCAAGCACUGCGGGGUGGCCGCGAGGCUGAGAAUGAGCUGGUAAAACAUGCUGCCCAUUACUGGCGACAGCUCAACGAGAAGCGUAACCUGGUUAAGUGUGGCAGCUGCGACGAGGAGUUCUUCUCCUUCUCCAAGCUCAAGAGGCACAUCCUGUCCCACCACCGUGGAAGGGAGGGGGAGGACAGUGGGACCCUCUCAUCACAAGAUAGCGGUGGCGGCCUCGGGAUCCUUGCUGCUGGUAUGGCCUUUAACUGUGUGCUUUGCAAUGAAGUUCUGGAUACUAAAGAGGGGGUUAUGGAGCACUGGAGGAGUCGGCACCACUGCGAGCAGCCCAGCCUGCUGUGGGACGCUUUGAGCUCGUACUCUGGCCAAGAGGAGGGUGAGGCGGAUCUGGACACUCCUGCUCCAAGUCCACACUAUCCAGCCUAGCCCUUUGAGAGCAUGGAGUCCUUUGCUAUGGCUCCUCCUCACACACACUCAGUCCUAACAAUCAGCAGCACAGGGAUGAAGAGUUUCUCUUAUGUCUUUUAGCACAAGUUUCAUCUUUCACCAGUUGAGGUAUUUGACUCCAAAAGUCCAAAAGGAAAAAAAAAGAAAAUAUUAAGCUAAUGGUGAAAAUUGACCUUUGUGUUACAAUUCAUAAAGGAAAUUCUCUCUAGGUCAGAGAAUCCAGUUUUAUAGACAAUAUUUUUUUUUAUGUUAUUGUUUUGAUUGCACUGUUCUGUUUUGGAUGUUUUGUUUAGAGGUAUGUAUUUAAUAUCCUGUUGGAUCUUUUUUUUCUACUGCUUAUUUAAAUGUUAUUAGAAGGGUAAUUUAUAAACUGUCUGACACAGUAAAACUGUUAAAAGGUAAUUUCACCCAAACACUUACCUCUUGUGACAUCUAGUAUGCAAAUAAUUUGGUGCUCAGUUUUUGAGAUAUCUGUAUGUGAUUUCUGCCUCCACCCCAAUGAAAAAAUACUUUUUAAAAGUUCAACAAAAUCCUCUAGCAGUGUCCCUAUUACUCUGUGGAGAGAAUUUGUUUUGCCGGUAAUUUUUUAUCUUGAUUUGAUAGUUAUAGUAGAGCGAUGACAAGUAACGAGAGGUCACUGGCAACAUUUCAGUUCAUGGUCGGUGUCUUAACCCGUCAACCACAGCUCCACAUUUGUAAAAGGCAAUUUUAAUUUUGAGCAAUAGACCUCCAUUUUAUAGUGAUGGAAGCAGAAAUCUCAAAGAUGAAACUACCCAAUCUGCAUGGCUGGAUACCACUGUAGGAAAGUGAGGAAAUAUGUUUUUUUUUUGUUUUUUUUUGGGUGGACUGACCCUUUCAAAUACUGAGAAAUGUAAAUCUCAUAACUAGGGCACACUGUCUACUAUCACACUGGCUGACAAUUUAUCUAUUAGCCUUGGACUAUUACAGGUUAAAAGAAAUCAGACGUGUACCCGAUUCUGUGAUGUAAUAUUGCUCCUGUAAUUGAAAAUCGAUAUUUUCAGUCAUGACUUGAACUUGAACUCAUAGUCUGAUUAAGGGCAGUAUUAGGGUCCUCUGUAAACCUGGACCCAUGAAGGAACACUUAACUCUUAACCAGCACCCAAGUGACAUCCUUGUGGCCUUCUGAAAAAGAAAAUCGGUGUUCAUGCGUAAUGUGGCUUAUCGUCAGUGUGGUCCUCUGUAGGCCAAGUUCUAUCUCCUUGACUUGUUGAUUAAUGCCUAUAUAUGUAUUCUGUGAUAUGCCAAGGGUCUUUACACUAGUGAUUGUAGAAGUGAGUUUUGCAUUUAAGCGUUUUAACCACUGACGGAAUACCUUUUGUUGACUUAGUAAAUACGCAAAAGAAACCAUUGAAUUGCCUACCUGUUGUUGCCAGCUCAUGUACGCACCUGUGGAAUUGUGUGCACCCAGACUCUAUUAUUAGAGUUAGCAUAAACUGUUGUCAAGUCCAGAAAAAUAUGCUAUUUUAUACUCUAGAUUAAUACAGAGGUCUUUUAGUAUAUUUAAGCUUGUUGUUGGUCCUUAAGGAAUCAGCACUAAGACAUUUGUUAUGUUUGCUUCUUCUAAUUUUGGGGAUGCUUAAUGUCUUUUUUCUUGAUUGGGAGGCCAUUACUACUUGCUAACAUUUGUCUGUGUUUAUCUUUCAUAUGAAGAAAAAAAAAAAACAUCACAGGGUCAAAGUGAAUGUACCUGAAUGUUUUAAAAACCCUACCAAAAGUAUAUGUAUGCUAUAUAGACUAAUUCUAUAGAUAAAAAAUAUAUAGAUAUAUUGAGAAAAUAUAUAUAUUUACAUAGAGUAACUAGUGAAGCAGCUGCUUUGUUCUGUCACAGGGGAGAGGAGGGUAACAAGAGAUGAAUAUAUCAUUGCCACAACAGGCAACAAAAGCCAUGUAGAGCUGUCCCUAUGUUUCUGACACAAAACGUAGGACUUUGAAUGAAGGGCAAAGCACUGAUGUGUACAUGUCGCACUCACUGGGUAAACUACGGUAUGCUGUACUACUGUUCUUUUAAUGCCAUGUUUGAGUGUUCAUCAGUGAACUGUCCUUUGUUUUCAAGCCCUCAACACAAAGCAGGAAGUGACAGAAUAAGGUUCAGACUCUUCUUUCCUCAGUUAGAUGAGAAACAUACAUGACUGUCAGCACAAGUCGGAAAGUUUAAAAAUCCCAUAUUUGGUGAUAUAAUGUUGUUUGGCUCACUUAUGUUGACUGUGUCCAAAAAAAAAAAGAAGAGUGAAAGUGUUUGUGCUUGUGACUGUUUGUGUACCUGAAAAACCUGAUGUUUAUGAGAAUAAAGAUAUGCUUUGUUGACUUUA
Molecule: messenger RNA, 4948 nt
Organism: Morone saxatilis (striped sea-bass)
Lineage: Eukaryota; Metazoa; Chordata; Actinopteri; Moronidae
Gene: znf438
Product: zinc finger protein 438
Exons: 4
Coding region: 240-2597 (785 amino acids)
Biological process (GO): regulation of transcription by RNA polymerase II
Cellular component (GO): nucleus
Molecular function (GO): DNA-binding transcription factor activity, RNA polymerase II-specific; sequence-specific DNA binding
Source: RefSeq, a predicted model, not a curated record